GCGGACACAACACUGCGUGACUUUUCGGGUCUCUCGGCCUCCGCCUAUCUCCCUGACACACAGCGUGGUCGGGAGUUACGACGUAAGCUUGAUCGGCAUACCAUGUUGAUGCGUGGUCGUCUGCCUCUACUCAUCUGUCUGCUUAAUUACCAUCAAGAAUUUUCAACCCCUUCACAACCCAAUCCUAUGGGCUCCUUAGCACCUUCCCCAUCCCACGCUUCUGGACAUUUUUCCAUACUUCGUCCAUACCCGUCUAACAAUUAUUAUUCCAGCACUAAUCCUGUUUAUCGUUACCAUAACUUCAUUCAGGCUUACCUUCAUGGUGCUAACCAUUCUGAACCCUUUCGCGAAUGCUUAAUCCUUCCUCAUAUAUGGCCCCGGUGUUCUCUUGAUUCGAUCCUCAAGCUCUCGCAGACUGAAAGUCGAGCUGCACAUCUGUCAAAUCCAGCCGAGCUCUUCUGUCGAGCUCCUGUUAGCCAAUUGCUCAUGCGCCUUCGCCAAUGUGAAGCCAAUGUAAAGCCAACUUCGCGAUUUUUCAAUCUAGAUACUUUAGCUAGCCUUUUGCUGAACCGGCGUCGGCGCAGCCUUAUUUUCGAUGAUCGUUUUUCCGAUCAGCUAACUGACUUGUUAAUUAGUACCAACGAUCUUAAAUUUAAGGGAUAG
Protopolystoma xenopodis is the source of this 663-nucleotide messenger RNA. NCBI's taxonomy places the organism in Eukaryota, Metazoa, Platyhelminthes, Monogenea, Polystomatidea, Polystomatidae. The record is from the annotation of a GenBank genome assembly.